Vollenhovia emeryi is the source of this 1444-nucleotide messenger RNA. RefSeq lists its product as uncharacterized. Bases 467 to 1003 code for a protein of 178 amino acids. Lineage: Eukaryota; Metazoa; Arthropoda; Insecta; Hymenoptera; Formicidae. The record is from RefSeq and is a predicted model, not a curated record. The transcript has 4 exons.
UGUUGCCUGGCAAUGUGUGAUAGGCUUAAAUGAAAUUAAUUAAUAUCUAGUGACUUUAGGAUUUCCACAAAUCAGUAAAACCAAUCAGGAUGCAGCUUUAAGUCACCGGAUCUAAAAUUCUGCAUCCUAGUUGGUUUUCGUAAGCAAUCCAGUAGAAAAACUAGUAUUGUGCCGUUGGCUUAAGUUAUUUUUCGAUUCAAUUCUAGGGGUAAAGAACCGAUUCACCCAAAAAUCGACCAGUGAAGAAUCGAUUCAAAAAAUCGAUUUUUCCACCAAAAUAAUCGAUUUUUAAAAGAAUCGAAUCGGAAUCGAACAUCCCUAAGUUGAGCGGCUUCCCCCACUCUGUCUCCCUUGAUCGACGCGCAUAAAGUUACCGUCUCGUCGUUUUGUCGCUGUGAAGUUCGAAGUGAUUCAACUUCAGCGAAAAAUAGCCGCGUUUAAAUCGUUUUGUUUCGUUUCAAGAAAAAUGAAUUUCAACGACGGCAGUGAACAUUGGAACGAGGAAAAUGAAAUCGUUCACACAUGUGGACUGUGCGAGAUGGUUUGCAUGGCCAAUGAAGUACAAAGCCACCCAUGCCUGGAGUCUUUCGCCAGUUAUUAUCUGGACAAGCAGACAUAUUAUUUUUAUCCGCAGUGUGAAGAUGGAAAAAUUCUGCGUAGAAGCCUGGUGGACGGCACUGAACAAAAUGUUUUGCAGGCGCUUGUUCGAGAGGAUGCAGAGGAGACCGUUCAGGACGCAGAAAUGACAGACGAGGAGGGCUUCGACAUAGAAAAUCUGCCGGAGAAUCAAAAUCUCCGGAAGAUUUUUAUAGAAGAGCGUCUCAUCGAGGCGAUUCGGAGACGACCGCCUCUUUGGAACUUCAAGCUGCCAAUUACAGAAAGGGGCAUUCGGAGCAAAGAGAAGUUGUGGAUGGAUGUGGUCGCAGUAAUGAAAGGUGUGGUUACUUUAGCUGACGCCAAAAAAAGUGGAAAACUCUAUCGGAUACAUUCAGGAGGCAUCUGAAAAAUGCGGAGUUGCCAAGUGGUUCAGCAGCUCAAAAGAUUUCCAAGUGGAUUCACUUCAAGCGAAUGAGCUUCCUUCGAGAUGUACGCCUUCAAAACAAGUAUGUAUGAACUGUACAUAAUAAAAAUUAUAAAGAUCACAAUAUUAAACAAUCAGUGGUAUAAAAAAGACCAAUGAGAGUCAAUGCGGUUAUUAGUGUGCACAGGUGCAACUCACCAAUUCAGGAAGCAUGUGAAAUACAACAUAAUUUUAAGAUUAAACGAACUUGUAAAGUGAAGUUCGAUCUUAAUUAUGCCUUGUCUCGUCCGGAUGGACAACUAUGUAGUCACGUCUUCGUGCCUGCAUUCACAACAGAGUUUAUAAAGCCCCCCAAUCGAAAAAGGGGGCGCUUCCGCUACCGCCGGCGUUCGCCACGUCGCUAACUUCAUUAUUUAAAGUUCA